AUUUCCCAUCACGAUGAAAGUACUCGAGGCGUCCGAGGGGCCGCUGACCAACUUUGAGGUCAUGACGCUGUUAGAGGAGCGGAAGGGCAGCCGCAUGGAGCGCAAGACGCAGGCUUCCGUGUUGUACGCGGAGCGCAACUGGAUUGACUCCAAAGUGCUCAAGUGUCUCUCCAAUUCGCCGGCGAAAACGCUGACCGAAGACAAGAUUGCGCAUUUUCUGUCCAUGGUGGCCGGGUUCGAGCUCACGAAUGCAGAGAAGCUUCAGUUCAUCAACCACUGCCCCAUGGAGCUGGUGGACGUGCACUUGAUCAUCGAAGAUUGUGCCGAGCGGCUCACGGAAGUCCAGGUCGAGGAACUCAUGGCGAUCACAGCCGAAACCUUGGGCGCCACCGACGACGACGAGGACGUCCAAGUCGUGUAAAUUAGACGAGGACGUCGAAUGCAGAACCACAUAAAUUAUGCUUCCCAACACACACGACUUAACGUUCCUCGGCU
Messenger RNA from Aphanomyces astaci, 495 nucleotides. RefSeq lists its product as hypothetical. The transcript has a single exon. The coding region runs from base 14 to 421 and encodes 135 amino acids. The record is from RefSeq and is a predicted model, not a curated record. Lineage: Eukaryota; Oomycota; Saprolegniomycetes; Saprolegniales; Verrucalvaceae. Gene Ontology annotation, cellular component: RNA polymerase III complex. Gene Ontology annotation, biological process: transcription initiation at RNA polymerase III promoter. Gene Ontology annotation, molecular function: nucleotide binding.